Messenger RNA from Dermatophagoides farinae (American house dust mite), 1819 nucleotides. NCBI's taxonomy places the organism in Eukaryota, Metazoa, Arthropoda, Arachnida, Sarcoptiformes, Pyroglyphidae. The record is from RefSeq and is a predicted model, not a curated record.
UUGUUGUUGUUUCGAUGGUGAUCGAUUGAUUAUAAACAACACAUAUAAUGAUGAUCAACAACAAUAAUUGAAGCAAUCAUUACUUGAACGUAUCAAACAUCACCAAAGUUUAAUUAAAUUGACAAUCAUCAUAUCAUUCCCGAGUAAGAAAGAGUAAAAAAAAAUGAAUUGAAUUGUCUGUACUCAAGAUUAUUUUAAGAUUCUUUUUUUUUGGAAGAAAUAAUAAUAACCAAAAUCACAAAGCAAUUACGUGUAUUUUUUGGCCGAAUUUUAUUGGCAAACAAUACUCCAAUUACCAAUAAUAAUAAUCAUCAUCAUCAUUGUGAAUGGUAAUAAUUUUUCGGGGGGCGUUAAUUUUUAUAAUUGGAAACAAUUAUUAUUCGAAUCGAAUACAAUAACAAUUGUGGAAUUUAAAAAAAUUCGAAUUUAUCGUUUUUGAUUGAUAGAGUGACCCAUAUACAAUUAAUGUCUUCAAUAUCAAGACAGGCAUCAUUGCCCAACGAAACAAACGUAGCCAACACCAACAACAACAACAACAACAACAACGACAAUAUUGUUAUCGAAGCAACAUCAUCACCAAAUGCUCAAAAAAUGAAUGGAUUAACAUUAAGUGAAUUAUGUUGUCUAUUCUGUUGUCCACCAUGUCCAGCACGUAUUGCGGCUAAAUUAGCAUUUUUACCACCGGAACCAACAUAUACAAUCAUACCAGAUGAUAAUCAUUCAUCGAAAUUAACAUUAAAAUUUUCUGAACGUGCCGAUUGGCAAUAUACACAACGUGAAUUAGAAUGUUUCGAAGUUCAAUAUGCUCAAUCAAGCCGUGGUAAUCGUAUUGCAUGCAUGUAUGUACGAGCAACGGCUAAUCCUAAAUAUACGUUAUUGUUUAGCCAUGGUAAUGCGGUUGAUUUAGGACAAAUGAGCAGCUUUUAUCUUGGCCUUGGUACUCGUAUCAAUUGUAACAUAUUUUCAUAUGAUUAUUCUGGCUAUGGUGCCAGUACUGGAAAACCGUCCGAAAAAAAUCUUUAUGCUGAUAUUAAUGCCGCAUGGUUAACACUACGAAGUAAAUAUGGUGUUAGUCCGGAUAAGAUUAUUCUUUAUGGCCAAAGUAUAGGCACGGUACCUACUGUUGAUCUAGCUUCACGUUAUGAAUUAGGUGCCGUUAUUCUACAUUCACCAUUAAUGUCUGGUAUGAGAGUUGCAUUUCCUAAUACAAAACGUACAUGGUUUUUUGAUGCUUUUCCAAGUAUCGAUAAAGUUCCAAAAAUUAAUUCACCAGUACUAGUAAUACAUGGUACCGAAGAUGAAGUGAUUGAUUUUUCACAUGGUCUAGCUAUUUAUGAACGUUGUCCACAUGCAGUUGAACCAUUAUGGGUUGAAGGUGCUGGCCACAAUGAUAUCGAGCUAUAUUGUCAAUAUUUAGAGCGACUCAAAAAAUUCAUAUCGGUCGAUUUACCUGCCUCUGGAUCGACAGCAGCAUCUACAACAACGACUACGAAUCAAUCGUAAUAAAAAAAAAACAAAACAAUUCAACCAAAAUACUUUCAAAAGAAAGAAAAAUAUCAAAAUAAAACAAUCAACAAAUGAAAAAUUAUCAUUAUCACCAUGAAAACAAAGCGAUAAAUUAGGGCUUUCUUUCAAAUGAAAACUAAUUUCAAUUCAAAACCUUUAACACUUUUGCCUAUUUAAAAUUUUCGAGGUAAAUAAUGUUGGUCGUCGUGUACAUAAAUCACAUCAUAUGAAUAUUUACACCAACCACCACCACCACCACCACUACCAUAUAAAAAAAAACAAUUCAACAUAAUGCAUGCAUCAUCAUCAUGAU